AUGGUAAGCUGUGCAGCAAUCGAUGAGCCAUCAACGUCGAGCCUGUUGUUCCCGGAGCUGAUUUCACACGCCGAUCUGGUCAGCGUGCUGAAACGUAAGCUGAGCCGGCUGGGUGCAAACGCAUCCCGAGUGGAGAAACUCACCACCGAUGAACUGCUGGAACAGGUCAAAAAAUUUGUGAUGCCAAAACCUCAACGACAGGUAUUUAAGUUGGUUUUUUUUUCGCCCAACAAAUUGCUUUUUUACACAUUUUAUGCUGUGUAA
Gongylonema pulchrum is the source of this 264-nucleotide messenger RNA. The record is from the annotation of a GenBank genome assembly. Lineage: Eukaryota; Metazoa; Nematoda; Chromadorea; Rhabditida; Gongylonematidae.